Molecule: messenger RNA, 2315 nt
Organism: Olea europaea var. sylvestris
Lineage: Eukaryota; Viridiplantae; Streptophyta; Magnoliopsida; Lamiales; Oleaceae
Product: RING finger and transmembrane domain-containing protein 2-like
Exons: 7
Coding region: 411-1859 (482 amino acids)
Biological process (GO): positive regulation of ERAD pathway
Molecular function (GO): ubiquitin protein ligase activity
Source: RefSeq, a predicted model, not a curated record
AAACCUUCUCGCCGUCUGCGCCAAUGGAGAAAACGACAGAUUUUUAUAACUGCAAUUCCAGUGUCUGAUUCAUUGAUCAAAUUGAAAACACAAUUUGCUCAUGAAUUACGUUACACGUUUAGCCCUUAUUUAAUAAUUCCCAAAUAAAUUAUUAUUAACCUCACCUCUCGCGUUGACCUUCCCCUCCAGAUAUUUUCACCUUCCUGUCUAUCACUGUAUAUACCUCAUUUUUUUCAGUAAUUUAUGCAUUGUUUGUAUGUAUGUGUAUCGAUAUAAACUUGUAAGGUAAUAUAUCGAUUCUCUAAUUUAACAGAAGUCUUUUGUCUCGAUUUAUUCUUGCUGGGUUUUAUUGAUACCUUAAUUUAGAUAGAUUUUGGAGGGUGGAUUUUUAAUUUGAAUGCAAAAAAGUUAUGGAGACAUCAAAUGGUGCGAAUUCUGAUAAUCCCCAUGUAGGUUCACUACCUUCAUCACCAAGUAAUGGAGGAAAUUCCAGGAUACAGUUCCCUUUCCUCCGGUUCAUCCGGUCCCCUAUCUCAACCCUACUUGAGCACACCGGUGUCCUUCGGGUCCGACCCGAUCGUCCCUACUCCGAAGCCCACCCCUUCAUUCCCGAAAACACCAAUACUAAUUCCCAAAUUCCCAACAAUUUAAACUCAAUUAACAGCAAUGAUAUUACUAAUAGUAGUAAUAAUCAUGGGGAGGUAUCGAUUCGGAUUAUUGGGGCGGGGGAGCAGGAUGGGGAUAGGGUUGAUGGAAAUGACGGUGAGAAUGAACAACCGGGUUCAGGAUUGGGAUUGGGCACGGAGGAGUCUGCAGUGGUGACCAACGAUCUUAAUGGGAAUGGGACUACAGGUAGCGGUAAUGAGAACAAUGGGGAAACUUCUUCGUAUCGGAGAUAUGAUAUACAGCAGGUGGCAAGGUGGAUUGAGCAGAUUCUUCCCUUCUCUUUGCUUCUAUUGGUGGUUUUCAUCCGACAGCACUUGCAAGGAUUCUUUGCUACCAUUUGGAUUACUGCCAUCAUGUUCAAGUCUAAUGACAUUGUUCGAAAGCAGACAGCUCUAAAGGGAGAGAGGAAGAUUUCUGUCCUUGUUGGUUAUUCUGUGGUCUUCAUGCUUCAUGUAUUUGGAAUCUACUGGUGGUAUGGGAAAGAUGAUCUUUUCUAUUCUCUAUUCAUGAUUCCUCCGAAGGCAGUCCCACCUUUCUGGCAUGCAGUAUUCAUCAUCCUGGUAAAUGGUAUGGAUAUCUUUUUACCUGCUUGGUACUUUAUUCAUGCAAUAAUUGUUAUGGCUCAUACAUUUAUCCAUUUGGCAUUGUUGGUAGUCACAAAUGAAAUUUUCCCUGCUUCUCCCCAUUCGGAAUUUAGUGCUUUGUUGAACACUCUUAGUUUAAUCGGCUUAACAAGAGGUCUGUGUAAUCUUCUUUUGAUCACUUAUGCGACCUUCAAAGCUGUGCCCAGGAGAGCAACUCCUGUCUGGUAUAGAUUUUUCUUGAACAAAGACUAUGGAAGCCUCUUUUCAUCGUUGACAACUGGGUUGUAUUUAACUUUCAAGCUUACAUCUAUUGUAGAGAAGGUCCAAUCGUUCUUUGCUGCCUUGAAAGCAUUAUCGAGAAAGGAAAUCCAUUAUGGGUCUUAUGCCACAUCAGAACAGGUGACUGCAGCAGGAGAUCUUUGCGCCAUAUGCCAGGAGAAGAUGCAUGUUCCAAUUUUAUUGCGCUGCAAACAUAUCUUCUGUGAAGACUGUGUUUCAGAAUGGUUUGACAGAGAAAGAACUUGCCCUUUAUGUAGGGCCCUGGUUAGACCUGCUGAUCUUAGAUCAUAUGGAGAUGGAUCAACGAGUCUUUUCUUCCAGUUGUUUUAGAACUUCCAUUUUGUCUCCCAGAAACUUGGACUCAAAAUGGCAUUCUCCCAAACUUGAUUAAGAAAAAGCAAUCACUGUCACCAAGGUGUUUUACACUAAUUGUUGCUCCAUUCUUGGAUUUCUGUGGCUGAUUCUGCAAGGAAACUAUACCAAUACCGACUGUUUUUUGGCUAUAUUUUUGUAGAAUAAGUCUACUUGUACUCUUUUGGUGUAUAUGAUGGGUUACACCCUCUCACAUGGAGGGGGCCUACAAAUCAUUUAUACGUUGGCCCCUUUCAUGUAAAGGAGGUGUAACCCAUUAUAUACACAAAAAGUGUACAUGUAGUAUUGUCCAUUUUUGUAUGAUGUAUUUGAAAAGGUUCAAUGCUUGCUCGAUAGAUUUUGAUGAGAUGAUCAUUUCGCCACAUGUAAAUAUUUUAUUUUAAGAUUAAUGAUCAUUUAUUUUCUUGUGUUGCA